Hyalella azteca is the source of this 990-nucleotide messenger RNA. RefSeq lists its product as uncharacterized. The transcript has 2 exons. The coding region runs from base 40 to 660 and encodes 206 amino acids. NCBI's taxonomy places the organism in Eukaryota, Metazoa, Arthropoda, Malacostraca, Amphipoda, Hyalellidae. The record is from RefSeq and is a predicted model, not a curated record.
UCGAGCCAAAAAAUGUACUGCCACAACAGCUGAACUCGGAUGCUCGGUGUCCCAUGUCCCUCCACCGCCAAGUCUGAUGUGGCACUAGCAGUUUCGUGGUCGGGGCCGAGGAUGUCACUGCUGCUGGUGUUGCUGAUGGCGCUGAGCGCGUCGGCUUGUUUCGUCAACGAUUGUCCCAAUGGAGGCAAGCGGGCUGCUGGGCCAGUCAAAUGGUGGCCAGGGAAAACCAAUCCUUCUAAUGUACAGCGAAAACGAAAUUCUCAUCAAAUAUUCAAGAGUGACUGCAUCCCGUCCGCGUCUCUGGAUGGCAUCAUCACCGCCGUAUGUGACGCUCUCCUACGCGCAGCCGAAGUACAUAAACGCUUGAAGAACAAGACGACAGUUGAACUGAAAAUAAACAUAACGGCUUUGAUGGAGACCAAACUGACGAAACCUUGGAGCAGCAAAAAGAUCACAUAUCUAAGCAAGUUUUUUGUAAUACAAUUCAAAAAUGGCAUCGCAGUGCCUUUGGAUAAUCGUAUAUUGCAGAUCCUGACAAAUAAAGAACCUUCUCCGUUUAAUAAGCCCAUAGUGGGUUGUUGUCUAUGCAACAUUGACAUGAAACAGCGCUUCAAAGAGCUCAUGGAAAGUAAAAUUGAGACAUCAGGAAGAAAAAUUUGAAAGCCACUCGCAACAUAAUAAACUAAUCAAAGAUUAACUGAAAUUAAAUGAGAUUAGAAAGAAGUCCAUCUUUGGACAACAAAAAACGUGAGUUCUAACAGAGAUUUAUAGUUAAAACUGUGACUGCUAAUGCUGUGGCAAAUUCGAUAAAAAUUCCUCUCCUAAAUGCAUUGCGAAUAUGUGGCACAGAGCCUUUUCCGUAUAUUUACAGAGUUUUGCAGUUCUUGCAGUUUUUACAGUGAGAAACUUGAGAAUAAUUGAAUAUUGACCUCAUGCGACCUCUUGUUGGCUAUUAACUUUCAAAUAUGGCAAUUAUAAAUCAUGACUACA